Molecule: messenger RNA, 1741 nt
Organism: Limanda limanda (common dab)
Lineage: Eukaryota; Metazoa; Chordata; Actinopteri; Pleuronectiformes; Pleuronectidae
Gene: rpp38
Product: ribonuclease P/MRP 38 subunit
Exons: 2
Coding region: 93-968 (291 amino acids)
Biological process (GO): tRNA 5'-leader removal
Cellular component (GO): ribonuclease MRP complex; fibrillar center; nucleolar ribonuclease P complex
Molecular function (GO): ribonuclease P activity; ribonuclease P RNA binding
Source: RefSeq, a predicted model, not a curated record
UUCUCCCAUGUUGUCGCUGGUGAAGACGUGAUUCUGUUUAACAGGGAUUCCACUGCGUUAACAUCCAGCAGAUUGUGCUUGUCAAAGCAGAAAUGGCCACUCAAAAGAAGCUGGGGAAAAUCAAAAGGCCGCCUCCUGGUAAGACCUCCCUCGCCUCACCCUUCACCCCAACAUGGAGCCCACUCCCCCAAGAGGACAUGCAGUUCAUCCUGCAGACCCUGAAGGACAAACUCUUCUCCAUGGGCCUUGAGAAGAAAGAGGUGAAAAUCUUUCGCCCAUGGAAGAAGAAGAAGAAGGAGCAGGAAUCUGCUGCUGCUGCUGCCGCAACACCGGAACCUGUCGCUGCUGCCGAAACACCGGAGCCUGUCGCUGCUGCCGCAACACCGGAGCCCGUCGCCCAGGUGCAGGAUUCUCCUAAAAACGGCUGGACAGAUGUGGCGGCCCGACGACAGCUGGCCAUUGGCAUCAACGAGGUCACCAAGGCUCUGGAGAGAAAUGAGCUCAGAUUGGUGUUGGUGUGUAAGUCCGUCAAACCCAAUCACAUGACCAGUCACCUGAUCCCGCUGAGUGCGACGCGAGGAGUGCCGGCGUGCCAGGUUCCCCGUCUGAGCCAGAGCGUGUCGGAGCCGCUGGGGCUGAAAAGUGUCCUGGCACUGGGAUUCAGACGCUGUGCCUCCUGUGACGAGGACAUCUUCACCGACACCGUUGAUGCCAUUAAACCCAGAGUGCCUUCACUGAGCAUUGCCUGGCUACCGGGUGCAGCUCCACUGGGUGGUGCAGCCGCUGUGACACCCGACGACCCUGCAGACAUGGAGGAUGAGGCGGAGGCUGGAGAGAAGGGAGGCCAGAAAAGAAAACUGGAGAGUGAGACUGAGGCGGUGACAGAGUCUCCCUCCUCCUGGACUCUGCAGCCGCUCAAAGUGAAGAGAGUUGUUGCUAAUCCUGCAAAGAAAAAGAAAAAAAAGUAGACUGUCAAACUAAAGAGAACAUCUGUCUGAAUAUUUUUGGACCUCUCCUGUGUUUUAGCCCAGAGGCUCCCAACGUUUUCGUCCUGGUGACGUCUGGUCACAGGUUAGUUCUUGGAUAUGGGACGGAUUUAUUUUUUCCUUUUUAAGAUCAUUUAAUCUUAAGAGACUUUGAGAGGUGGAGAUAUCCAACGUUUUAUUAUGUUACCAUGUUAUUCAUUAGAUUUAUCUUGAGUACCCUGCUGACUCCCAUGUGUUGGGAUUCACUGUUGUUUUCCAAAUUUCAUCCAUUCAGCAAUUACUUUAUAAUCCCUCAGUAUAUUUUGUAAAUCAGCUCACCAAGACUUGAAACUUUCUUUGUCAUAGAUCGUCCAUUACAGCUUCUCCAUGAGUUGUUGGAACCUUUCAUAAAAAAGUAAAACAAUAUUCUUGCUGCACUGACAUGAAUUGGGACCCGUAGCAGUAUAGACUGAUGUCAAGACAACCUCUCAUACACUAUGGUUUGGAGGAUGAACUGCAGUUUAUAUCAAUCAGUGACUUAGUUAAAAUGUGUAAUGGUCCUUUUUAAAUUUCGUUUGUCAAAAUGUGAUAUUUAACAGAAAAAACAUAGAACAUUUAAAUAUGUUGGUAAUGAUGAAUUUAAACAACUGGCAAUGUGCGAUGUUUGGGUUUUUGAUGAAUGUAAUAAAAACGGAAUUAAACAUGUCUCAUCCUCACCAGUUUGCAGUUUGUGUAAUGAUCAGACCAUAAUAAACCACAGACAUGCACCACUCGUG